Cajanus cajan (pigeon pea) is the source of this 1485-nucleotide messenger RNA. Its product is annotated as 12-oxophytodienoate reductase 2. The record is from RefSeq and is a predicted model, not a curated record. Gene Ontology annotation, molecular function: FMN binding; oxidoreductase activity. NCBI's taxonomy places the organism in Eukaryota, Viridiplantae, Streptophyta, Magnoliopsida, Fabales, Fabaceae.
GACUGCGGCCACGCAACGCAAUUGCACACGUCACGCUCAGCUUCUAUAAAUAGCAUCCACUCGAUUCCAUUGGUGCAACAUUCAGAAAAUGGCUUCUAUAGAUCCUGUUACUCCUCUUCUCACUCCCUACAAAAUGGGCAAAUUCAACCUAUCCCACAGAGUUGUUUUGGCACCGCUCACCAGACAGAGAUCUUACGGCAACGUUCCUCAGCCCCACGCCGUUCUCUAUUACUCUCAGAGAUCUUCCAACGGCGGCCUUCUCAUUGCCGAAGCCACCGGCGUUUCCGACACCGCUCAAGGCUAUCCGCAGACGCCUGGCAUAUGGACAAAGGAGCAGGUCCAAGCCUGGAAACCCAUUGUCGAUGCCGUUCACGCCAAAGGCGGAAUAUUCUUUUGUCAGAUUUGGCAUGUCGGAAGGGUUUCCGAUUCAGUUUACCAGCCUAAUGCCCAACCACCCAUAUCUUCUACGGACAAACCACUCUCACCACAAAUUCGAAGUAAUGGCAUUGACCAAGUACAAUUCACGCCACCAAGGCGCCUAAGGACUGAUGAAAUUCCUCAUAUCGUCAAUGAUUUCAGACUUGCUGCCAGAAAUGCCAUAGAAGCUGGGUUUGAUGGGGUUGAGAUUCAUGGGGCUCAUGGCUACCUGCUUGAGCAAUUCAUGAAAGACAAGGUGAAUGACAGAACGGAUGAGUAUGGUGGAUCUCUUGAGAAUCGUUGCCGGUUUGCUUUGGAAGUUGUGGAAGCUGUUGUUAAUGAGAUAGGGGCGGACAGAGUUGGAAUUAGGCUAUCACCUUUUGCAGAGUAUGCAGAGUGUGGAGACUCAAAUCCCAAACAAUUGGGGCUUUACAUGGUGAAUGCCCUGAACAAGUAUGGCAUUCUCUACUGCCACAUGGUGGAGCCAAGAAUGAAAACUGUUGGAGAAAAAGUUGAGUGCCCUCACAGUUUGCUUCCAAUGAGGAAGGCCUUCAAGGGCACUUUUAUAGCUGCAGGAGGUUAUGACCGCCAAGAUGGGAUCAAUGCCGUAGCUGAAAACAGAGCUGAUCUUGUUGCUUAUGGUCGUUUGUUCUUGGCUAAUCCAGAUUUGCCAAAGAGAUUUGCUCUAAAUGCUCCUCUCAACAAGUAUAACAGAGAGACAUUCUACAUUUCUGAUCCAGUUCUUGGUUAUACUGACUACCCUUUUCUUGAAUGAAGAAACCAAGGGUAGAGACUAGAGCCUCCGUUUUAAUAAUCAUAUCUUCUCUUGCACUUUCUUGUUUGUAAUUUGGUUGGUCAGUGUAAUCUUGCUUAUAUUUUUAUUCACAUUUUCCUUACAUCUCUGCUAAUGCAGGUUUUCUAAAUGGUGAUGGCAUGUAGCAUGUAGAUCAUUGUUGUUGUAAUAAUGUCACUGGCUCCCGACAAGUAUCUGGCUAAAGCUAUGAUUUUGCAAUACCAUACUAGCUUUGUGCUAAUAAGAGGAUUAUUUAUUUCAGUACCCAAAUUUGU